This is a messenger RNA of Caenorhabditis angaria, 2027 nucleotides long. The record is from the annotation of a GenBank genome assembly. Lineage: Eukaryota; Metazoa; Nematoda; Chromadorea; Rhabditida; Rhabditidae.
AUGCCAGUGACUUCAGUUAUCGUAGCUUACAAUUGGAAUGCGUCGAUACUCGACAAACUCGUCUUUUCACGUCGCGUUUUCACGGGAAUUGCUGAAAAUCAGCAGAAUUUCAGCUAUUUUCUGGGUGCUUCGGGAAGUUUGACGAUUUUCUUGAUGACUAUCAAAUAUCAUUGGAAGUUUAGAAAAAGUCGAGGAAAAACGGUGGAUUUUUUGAAAAACUUUUUUCUGUGAAACUAAUAAUAAUUUUGUUAUUUUUUUUCAGAACCUCGUCCAAACAACAAUUGAUCAAAUAUAUAUGGUCACCAUAAUCCCAACAAUCGGAUGUUGUCUAGCAGUUUGCCACGUCAUUCUAUCAAGCAUCCUUCAAACUAUCCCAGCCUAUGAUCAAAUUAAACAAUGGACCGAAAAAGAUCUAAAACAAUCCACAAAUUUUCUAUGUUAUUUGUAUAUCUCUAUUCAAUCGCUAUAUAUCUGUGGAAUUGCCGUAAUUAUCAUUGCUGAUUUUGUAUUCGGAAAUAUGAUUGAUGUUUUGAUAACUUUGCUAGUCAUUCAACGAGCUUUUAUCAUAUUUUUUGGGCAGAAAUUCAAGUUUUUGGUGGGCAAAAAUGCGUUUCGAAUACUAUCCAUAAUUAUAUGGGGCUUAUUUUCAAUCUAUCGUAUUUUCAUGAUUCUUGAAUACCGAGAAAUAGACAAUCGUGAAAGCAUUGAACUUUGUCCGGAAUAUAUUGAAUUCUAUAAUUUCACAAUAACUUCAUCAAUUUGCAUUUCAAUAUUUUGCACAAUUUUGUACAGUUUAUUAUUUUAUUAUCUUUUCAAACAGCGGAACAAUGCGAAUUUUUGGGAAGUUCCUGAAAUCGCAUUUUUAUAUGAAGGUGUGCCAAUAUUGAUUAGCAGAGUUCUGGUAGCUUUUUAUACUUUUGAGCCAUUUUCGGAUGAUGUCAGCUUUAUUGAGAAAAUCUAUAAUUAUGACAUACGUUAUCAGAUAAUAUCGAUAGCUUUGGUGCAAUUUACGUAUAUUUUUGAUGUCACAACGAUUCGCAGGUUUUUCAAGAGAAGAGAAAGAAGAAGAGUUGACCAAAAUCCAACAAAUCAUAGCAGAAUUUGAGAUUUGCACCUGGCAGACUUUGAACUUUAGCUUUUUCAUUUCACCCCCCGACAAAAAUGCGAAAUUUCACGCUCUCUUGUAUUCCCAGCUUUUCAAUCAUGGAAAAACUUGUGUUCAGCCAGAAAAUGCUGCCAGUUGAGUUGGCAGAAGAGCCGCGAAAUAUUUCCUGUGUGCUCUCGCGAAUUUCGGCGUGUUUUUGAUGACGUGUUGGUAUUGUGGAAAAGUUCAGAGACGGCGGGGAGAAGCGGUGAGUUUUUCGAUGUUUUCAAAAAAUUUUUAGAUAAAUUUCACACGAGGAUUUAUGAUUUUUGAAAAAUUCAUCUGAAAAUCACCUGGAUUCAAAUUGUUCUCUGGGAUAAGAAAUAGGAAAUGAAAAUUGAGAACGAUAAUGCCACGUCAUAGUUCACGAUACUGCGUGGAAUUAGAGAUUUUAAUUUUGAAUUACGGCAAAUCAGGUUUUAUUUGAAAAAAUUAUAAAUUAAAAUUUAAAACAAAUCUGAUUUGCCGUAAUUCAAAAAUAAUUUUGUUUGUGAGAAAAUGGAUCCUAGCGGGAGGGAGGGGAUUUUGGGGAAAAAAGGGGAAAAAAAGGAGGUUAAUCCGCAAAACUUGUUUUUUGAGGAUACUUGGAGGCUAAUAUCAUAAGGGAAAACGAAUUCUGGGAAAAAAAUCAAAAUUUUAGGCUUAGAUUCAAAUUGCCACGUCAUAGUUAUCUUUGAGCAAACUGAAAAUAAAAAUUGGAAUUCAGGAGGUAAAAUUGAAUAAGUUUUUUGUGGUUAAGAUUUCCAAAGUUCACAAAAUGCUCAAGAAUUUGGACGCGAGAAUUAUGAAAGAUGCGGAAGAGCAAUUGAGCAACGAGGAUGUGAAUCAUGUGAUGACAGGUGCGAGAAGUCCGAAAACCGGUGGCAAAGUCAAGAGUUAUUGA